AUGAAGCGAUGUGAUUGCACGAGGGAGCAGACACAGCAAGCAUCAGAAUGAAGAGGCGGAGGUAAACCGGUGCCCCCAAACCAGUUAAGACUUCACGUUGUCUCCUUGCAAGCCAGCAGAUGGCUUCUAGGUCAAUGAAGAUGCCCGAUGACUUCAAUAUAUUUUAUCUUCUCAAGGAUGCCCUUUCCUUGGAGAGAUCAGACGAGCCCAUGGAUGAGUCCCGGGAGGAGACCAACCCACAGUACCAAGGGCUGACCGGCCUGCGCAAUGUCGGCAACACCUGCUACAUGAACGCUGUGAUCCAGUGCCUCAGCAGCGUUUCCCCCUUGGUGGAGUAUUUCCUCUCUGGCAAGUAUAUAACAUCAUUGGACAAGUAAGUGAACUGGAUUG
Messenger RNA from Heteronotia binoei (common prickly gecko), 390 nucleotides. Its product is annotated as putative ubiquitin carboxyl-terminal hydrolase 50. Gene Ontology annotation, biological process: protein K63-linked deubiquitination; protein K48-linked deubiquitination; Ras protein signal transduction. The record is from RefSeq and is a predicted model, not a curated record. Gene Ontology annotation, molecular function: cysteine-type deubiquitinase activity. Gene Ontology annotation, cellular component: dendritic spine; extrinsic component of plasma membrane; extrinsic component of endosome membrane. NCBI's taxonomy places the organism in Eukaryota, Metazoa, Chordata, Lepidosauria, Squamata, Gekkonidae. The transcript is spliced from 2 exons. Bases 120 to 377 code for a protein of 85 amino acids.